Molecule: messenger RNA, 1404 nt
Organism: Scaptodrosophila lebanonensis
Lineage: Eukaryota; Metazoa; Arthropoda; Insecta; Diptera; Drosophilidae
Product: proteasomal ubiquitin receptor ADRM1 homolog
Exons: 1
Coding region: 167-1249 (360 amino acids)
Biological process (GO): ubiquitin-dependent protein catabolic process
Cellular component (GO): proteasome regulatory particle, lid subcomplex; nucleus; cytoplasm
Molecular function (GO): ubiquitin binding; proteasome binding; endopeptidase activator activity
Source: RefSeq, a predicted model, not a curated record
AAAUUAUUGAGCUGGGGAGACACGCACACACACAUUGGAGGAAGGCAAUAUAUUUCCCGAAAUAAAAUAUAAAAUUUUAACUGAAACUUACAGAAAAGUAGAAAUACAUUCAAAUUGCUUAGUUUAAAUUCUCCCAUUAGGUCCACUCUCCAGAAGGGCUAGCGUCAUGUUACUGAGCGGAAGCACCGGCAGUGGCAGCACACUGAUCGAAUUUCGAGCUGGCCGCAUGAACAAGGUGGGAAAAAUGGUGCAUCCGGAUGCGCGGAAGGGUCUACUUUAUAUGUCACAGAGUGAGGAUGGCCUGAUGCAUUUCUGUUGGAAGGAUCGCACCAGCGGCAAGUUGGAGGAAGACCUAAUUAUCUUCCCGGGCGACUGUGAGUACAAGCGCGUCCAGCAGUGUAAGACGGGUCGGGUCUAUGUGCUGAUGUUCAUGUGGUCGCCGCGACGCCUGUUCUUCUGGAUGCAGGAGCCGAAGACCGAUAGGGAUGAGGAGUACUGCCGUCGCAUCAAUGCGCUGCUCGACGAUCCUCCAUUGGUGCACCAGCGUGGUGGUGGCACCGACAAUAUUCAGCUGCAGCAUAUGUUGAAUGACAUGUCGCAGACUCAGCUGAACCAAGUGUUUGGAAAUGUUGGCCAAAUGGGCGGCUUGAACGCGCUGCUCGGGCAAGCGAACCCUCUUACACCUGCAACUGGAGUUCCGCCAACCGCAUCCAAAAAUGUAAGCGCGACCGCCAAGCCAUCCGCCCAAGGCAAUUGCCCCAAGGUGGAAGAUAAUUCGCUGCUAAAUGCCUCCUCACAUGUCAAAGGGCUCUUAAGUUAUGAGUUGUCGAGUGGAAUCUCGAAUGCUGGCGUGGUCAAUCAGCUGAUCUCGGAUCCGGAGCGUGUAAACAAACUCAUAGCACACUUGCCCGCACCCGAAGGCAUGGAUAAGGAUCGCAAGAAUGCGAUCAGGGAUACCCUCAGAUCACCACAAUUCCAGCAGGCAAUGCUGCAAUUCUCGAAUGCCCUACAGUCGGCCCAGUUGGGAGCGGUGGUGAAACAAUUUCAAUUGUCUAGCGAUGCCAUUGACGCGGCCUAUACUGGCAAUAUGGAAGCGUUUCUUCGUGCUCUACAGAAGCAGAAUUUGCCAGAAAGUAACACCACGGGCGGCAAUACUGAAAUUAACGCCCAACCUAUGGCAGUCACAGCUAAUGCAGUCUUGGAAAAUAGCGUUGAUUCCUCCAAUAAACCGAAAAAAGAGGAACAAUAGGAUAUAGUGCUAAUCUCUUGUAAAAUUUCUCAGAAAUAGUUCACACAUUUCUAACACAACAUUUGGAUUGGAUUCAGUUAUAGCUAAAUAAAUAACAUGAUAAUGCAAAUUGCAAUAGUAACAUUAAUUUCUGAAAAUACAUCGAAAAAUUUGAA